UCCACGGUAUUCCAAGUUACAUUGUAAAAUCAUUUCCCUAUUGGUCCUAUAUACCAGCUGCUUGCUGACAUCACCAAUAAUUUAGCAUUGGAGACAUCCAAAGUAAUGUAACAUUUUUCUUCUUCUUCAUGGCUAUGCUUGCUUUCAGACUUACGCCUCUGUGUUUUUCUUCCCUUCCAGGUAACGCAUUUGUGGUGAGCCUAGCUGUGGCUGAUCUGGUGGUGGCCUUGUAUCCAUACCCACUGGUGCUCUUAGCUAUUUUCCACAAUGGAUGGACACUGGGUGAAACUCACUGUAAAGCAAGUGGCUUUGUGAUGGGACUAAGUGUAAUAGGCUCUAUUUUCAACAUCACUGCAAUUGCAAUAAACAGAUAUUGCUACAUAUGUCAUAGUUUUGCCUAUGACAAAGUAUACAGCUGUUGGAAUACAAUGUUGUAUGUCUCCUUAGUCUGGAUAUUAACAGUAAUUGCAACUGUGCCAAAUUUUUUUGUUGGUUCUUUGAAGUAUGACCCACGCAUCUAUUCAUGCACGUUUGUCCAGACUGCAAGCUCCUACUACACAAUAGCUGUUGUGGUCAUUCACUUCAUCGUUCCUAUCACCAUUGUCAGCUUCUGCUACCUUCGAAUUUGGGUUUUAGUGCUUCAAGUUCGAAGACGAGUCAAGUCAGAAACAAAGCCAAGGUUGAAGCCAAGUGACUUCAGAAACUUUCUUACCAUGUUUGUUGUUUUUGUGAUUUUUGCCUUUUGCUGGGCACCUCUAAACUUCAUUGGACUGGCUGUAGCCAUUGAUCCUACGGAAAUGGCACCAAAAGUUCCUGAAUGGCUAUUCAUUAUAAGCUACUUAAUGGCCUACUUCAACAGCUGCCUUAAUGCAAUAAUAUAUGGUCUUCUUAACCAGAAUUUUCGGAAUGAAUAUAAACGAAUUUUAAUGUCACUGUGGAUGCCAAGACUUUUCUUCCAGGACACAUCCAAAGGAGGAACUGAUGGCCAGAAGAGCAAGCCUUCUCCUGCUUUAAACAACAAUAACCAAAUGAAAACUGAAACCUUGUAAAUGUGUAAUAGUCAAUGCAAGAGAUUGUCAUGGAGAAAACCAAGAUCAUAGUUGUAAUGUUCUGGUCAUUCCUGCUUAAUUUUGGGGAGUUUCCAAUUGGAUCACACUUUAUGACUGGAAUACUGUCUUCAUAGUAAAGCAAA
Cyanistes caeruleus (blue tit) is the source of this 1192-nucleotide messenger RNA. Lineage: Eukaryota; Metazoa; Chordata; Aves; Passeriformes; Paridae. The record is from RefSeq and is a predicted model, not a curated record.